This is a messenger RNA of Symbiodinium sp. CCMP2456, 1305 nucleotides long. The record is from the annotation of a GenBank genome assembly. Lineage: Eukaryota; Dinophyceae; Suessiales; Symbiodiniaceae.
AUGGUCACUGUGAGUUUGAGCUCUGCUGAGGUGGCCGAAGCACAGCAGCGUUCUCUCAGCACAGGGACACUGUCCUUCGCCCAGGUGUUACCCGGCAGUGUGCUUGUCGGCGAAACUCAUUUACUUCAAGUGUUUUUCACUGCGGGACAGACGGUCAACGAUGCAACAGUUGAGGUUGAGGCGCCGCCUGGCUUUGCCUUCAGCCCCAGCUGCACCGCCGAAGAACUGCCGGAGACCAUUUACAGGAAUGGAGAGACACCGGACUCGGUCGUCAUCGAGAGAUUUGCCAUUGUCCAGGUUCGCUGGACUGCGGCGCUGCAGUCCUGCCCACUUGUGGCAAUCCUUCGCGGUGUUGCGCCGACAGAGGCAGCACAUGUCGGUAAGGCUCUUGCAGAAAGCGGAUUGACAAUCCUGGAAGUUCCCUUGAACUCGCCGCAGGCUCUGCAAAGCAUUGCACUUCUCGUCCAACAUCUACCGAAUGCCAUCGUCGGUGCCGGCACUGUCCUGAGCGCUAAAGAGGUAGAUGAAGUUCACGCUGUGGGUGGCAAGCUCAUUGUCAGUCCGAACACGGACCCGAUCGUGAUCCGGAGGACCAAGGAGCUUGGUCUCAUCAGCUUUCCAGGUGUUUGCACGCCUACGGAAGCCUUCGCAGCUAUACGAGCUGGUGCAGAUGCACUGAAGGCCUUUCCCGGAGAGCAACUUCCGCCCAACAUCAUCAAAGCGUGGAGAGCAGUUCUGCCAAAAACUACAUGUCUUAUGCCUGUUGGAGGAGUGUCCACCGAAAACAUGGCAGCAUACCUCGAGGCUGGUGCGAGUGGUUUCGGAGUUGGCACCGCCCUGUACCAAGCCGGUGACACGGCAGACACUUGCCGCAAGAAGGCGCAGGCUUUUGUUCGCAAGUAUCGGGAGCUGGCCAAAGAUGCUGCUGGUGACGUGGAUCCUCCAGCAAAGCGGCCAAGAGGCGCGACGACCACCUCAUUCUCAUUUCAUGUGAAGCUGUCUCGUUCUCACGAAGACGAGAAGUGGGGCUUCUUCUGGGAACCCGAGAUCCUGAAGCAAACCAACCGCCGUGUUCUCCGCAGCGUUGUCGCUGCGCCUGGGAGCCCUUUUGACAUGUGGAACCAGGAGAACCCGCACCUGGCGGCAGUCGAGGGUGACGAGCUGGUCCAGGUGAAUGAAGGAGGCAAAUCUGCUCCUGAUAUCGCACGGGAGCUCAAGAACCUGGAAGCUGUUUGUGAGUUUGUUCGCGUCAAGCCGACUGCGGCCAGGCCCCAGGUCCAGAACACCUACCAGAGGAGAAGUUGA